This is a messenger RNA of Labeo rohita (rohu), 1289 nucleotides long. RefSeq lists its product as uncharacterized. The transcript has 8 exons. Lineage: Eukaryota; Metazoa; Chordata; Actinopteri; Cypriniformes; Cyprinidae. Gene Ontology annotation, biological process: positive regulation of ERK1 and ERK2 cascade; G protein-coupled receptor signaling pathway; cellular response to tumor necrosis factor. Gene Ontology annotation, molecular function: CCR chemokine receptor binding; chemokine activity. The record is from RefSeq and is a predicted model, not a curated record. Gene Ontology annotation, cellular component: extracellular region. The coding region runs from base 10 to 1146 and encodes 378 amino acids.
AGAAACUUCAUGCUUUUCUUUACUAACAAGCGACACUGGGAAACCAUGCGGUUUAGCAUCUUCUUCAUCGUCCUCCUGGGCUUCCUCUACCUCACACUGGCACAAGAUGAGGACUGCUGCCUGCAAUACAUCAAGAAAAUAAACCUGUCCAUGAAGAACAGAGUGACCAGCUACAGAAAACAAGAGCUGGACGGCCGCUGCCACAUCCCAGCUGUUGUCUUCUUAUUGGACCAUGGUGGUGUGAUUUGCACUGAUCCAAAGGAAACAUGGGUCCAUGAUCUGAUGCGGAGGGUGGACGGACUGUCAGGAGGGUCAUCGGUGAGGAGGAAGGUGCGCAGUAGUGGAUCCAGGUUUAGACGAUCUGAGCAGCCACUUGAUGAGAACCAACCGAGCGCUGACCCGAACCUGCUCGAACCUACUAAAAGUGUCAGAAUGGCUAUACCUUUCAGACGUCCGGGACGUCCCAGACCUCCAUGUCAAACCUCGUCCCAGACCUCAAACUUAUAUGUCCCAUACAUCAUUUUCCCAGACCCUUCUGAAACCUCCCAGUUCAGCAAUGUGCACAGAAUCCUAGUACUGGGAAGAAACUUCAUGCUUUUCUUUACUAACAAGCGACACUGGGAAACCAUGCGGUUUAGCAUCUUCUUCAUCGUCCUCCUGGGCUUCCUCUACCUCACACUGGCACAAGAUGAGGACUGCUGCCUGCAAUACAUCAAGAAAAUAAACCCGUCCAUGAAGAACAGAGUGACCAGCUACAGAAAACAAGAGCUGGACGGACGCUGCCACAACCCAGCUGUUGUCUUCUCAUUGGACCAUGGUGGUGUGAUUUGCACUGAUCCAAAGGAAACAUGGGUCCAUGAUCUGAUGCGGAGGGUGGACGGACUGUCAGGAGGGUCAUCUGUGAGGAGGAAGGUGCGCAGUAGUGGAUCCAGAUGUAGGCGAUCUGAGCAGCCGCUUGAUGAGGAACAACCGAGCGCUGACCCGAACCUGCUCGUACCUACUAAAAGUAUCAGAAUUGCUAUACCUUUCAGACGUCCCAGACCUCCGGGACGUCCUAGACCUCCGGGACAACCCAGACCUCCGGGACGUCCUAGACCUCCGGGACAACCCAGACCUCCGGGACGUCCCAGACCUCAGGGAUGUUGAAGACCUCCGGGAUGUCCCAGACCCUUCUGACCUCCCAGGCCAGACACCGUUAUCAAAACUGUAAAUCAAAACAAAAUUGUAUGCAAAACUGUACAGAUUCCUGUGUAAAGUCAAUAUUUUACUCAAAUUAAAAACAGUAAUGA